ACGAGGGGAGAAAAGGGGAGGGGAGGAGACCUAACCAAGACAUUUCAGUGCUGCAUGCAUAGUGAGGACAUCAAGAGCUGAUUCAAAAGCUUAUUUGUUUAAUCUUGAGGCAGUUGUUUUCCUAAACUAUUUCCUUAUAUGAAAAAACUUUUUGGUGUGAAGUUAUCAGCAAGUGAACCCGCCUUUUUGGGCUUUUAUAUUUUUGCUUUCAGCGACUUAAUAGGAGGCAGGCCUACAAUACCACCUUGUGUAAAGACAGGAAAAAGGAGAAUAGCCUGUAAAGCCAAAGGAAACAUAAAUACUCAAAGUACAAAACAGAACCAUAAAAUAAAUCGGUGAAGCAAAAUCACUUUAAAUAUCUAUAAAUUAUGUCUCGCUGGGGGCGGAAAAACGUCAAGAAGGCCCCCGAAGUAAUCAGGACAGUCACAGAGGGGCUGAAGUCACUGUAUCGUAAGAAGCUUCUUCCUAUUGAGGAGUAUUAUGGUUUCCAUGACUUUCACUCCCCAAGUCUGGAGGAUGCUGACUUUGACAACAAACCCAUGGUGCUCGUGGUUGGUCAGUACUCCACAGGAAAGACUACUUUCAUCAAAUACCUUCUGGAACAAGAGGUUCCUGGAAGCCGUGUGGGUCCAGAGCCUACUACAGACUGCUUUACUGCCAUCAUGCAUAAUGACAUGGAAGGAAUAAUCCCUGGAAAUGCACUUAUAGUGGACCCCAACAAGCCCUUCCGCAAACUCAACCCUUUUGGAAAUUCUUUUCUGAACAGAUUCCAGUGUGCACAGAUGCCCAACCAGGUUCUGGAGAGCAUCAGUAUCAUUGACACCCCUGGCAUCCUGUCGGGAGCUAAGCAGAGAGUGAGCCGAGGUGAGGCCAACACUAAAGGCUAUGACUUUCCAGCUGUCUUGCGUUGGUUUGCUGAACGAGUGGACCGAAUUAUUCUCCUUUUCGAUGCCCAUAAGCUGGAGAUUUCUGACGAGUUUUCAGAGGCCAUAAGUGCUUUGAAGGGCAAUGAGGACAAACUGCGUGUGGUGCUUAACAAGGCUGAUAUGGUUGGGACACAGCAGCUAAUGAGGGUAUAUGGUGCUCUUAUGUGGUCCCUGGGGAAAGUGUUCGGAACCCCAGAAGUGCUGAGAGUAUAUAUUGGCUCAUUCUGGUCUGAACCUCUCAUGGUCCCAGACAACCGAAAUUUAUUUGAAUUGGAAGAGGAAGAUCUUUUUGCUGAUAUUCAGAACCUGCCACGAAACGCAGCCCUUCGCAAGCUCAAUGAUCUGGUCAAGAGGGCCCGUCUAGUUAGGGUUCAUGCUCACAUAAUCAGUUACCUGAAGCAGGAGAUGCCUGCUGUCUUCAGGAAGGACAACAAGAAAAAGAAUUUGAUUUCCCAGCUGCCAGUCAUCUUCUCUAAGAUCCAGUUGCAGCAUCACAUUUCCCCUGGGGAUUUUCCUGACUGUGCCAAGAUGCAGGAACUACUUGGAGUUCAUGACUUUACCAAGUUUAAGUCCCUGAAACCCAACAUGAUGGCUUUGUUGGAUGAGCUGCUGUCCACUGACAUUGCCAAGCUGAUGCCUCUUCUCAGGCAGGAGGAGCUGGAAGCAGAAGGUCAACUUGGAGUCCAAGGUGGGGCUUUCUUAGGGACCCGAGCAGGACCAUUUGUGGAGGGUGAUCCCUUUGGUGAGAAAGGUGAGCAUGAAGGUGAGGAUGGAGAGGUAGAAGAAGACUGGAUUGUGACUAAGGAUAAGCCCAAGUAUGAUGAGAUCUUUUACAACCUUGCACCCAAUGAGGGAAAGCUGAGUGGCACUAAAGCCAAAGACUGGAUGGUGAGUACACGGCUGCCCAACUCUGUGCUGGGUCGCAUAUGGAAGUUGUCAGAUGUGGAUCGUGAUGGCAUGCUGGAUGAUGAGGAAUUUGCCCUGGCUAGCCACUUGAUUGAGGUGAAACUUGAAGGGCAUGGUCUGCCGCCUGAAUUACCUGCUCGCCUGGUGCCUCCUUCUAAACGCAGACAGAAAGGAUCUGAUGCCUAGACAAUACAAGCAGGCAAUGGUGUCUAUGAGAUUUUCCUGUCAGAAUGCAUAUUUAACAUAAUUAUUGGCAGCCAUAAAAAUGAGCAAAAAACAAAUGUAUCAAAACAUUCUAUACAACAAUGUUAAAAUCCCAUUCACAAAAAUAUUUCAUCUUUGAUCUGUUAAAAAAAAUUACAAAUUGUAUGCACCCAGAUUUCACUCCAAGACAUACGUCAGAAAGAGCUCACUCACAAAAAGGCUUCAUAAUGCAAAAAGUAUCAUAAGGAAAUCUAAAUGAAUAACCCUGAUCAUUGUUAGUAUGGGAGCAUACAUGACCAUGAUUGUAUGGGUAUAUGUGAUGCUACAUUGAGGGGAAGUGUAUAUGCCCAAACUUAAAAUAUUAAAAAGCCUCUGCACAUAUUUACAAGUGUAUCCAACCUUUCUGGACAUUACAAGAUUUUUGUUAUUCAAGCCAUGACAGAAUUUCUGGCAAUAUUUUUUGAACUAGUGUUAAUAUAGAGGGACAAUGUAUAGUUGUCUAGUGUUUUUUCCCCACCCUGCACAUACACAGUGUGUAUGUAGGGGGGGGGGGGUACACACACACACACACACACACAUAUAUAUAUACAUACACACACACGCGCUCUAGGGUGCCAAUAAUUAUGCAGGGCCUCAUGCCCUCAGAUCCUCCUAACUUAAUGAUAACGGAAGAUCUUCCUGAUAAGUAAACGCUUGAGAACAAACAUUGAGCUCUCUGGGGAGACUGGCAAACCUUAAUCUGUGAAUGGCAAUAUACAUUGAGGGAAAAAAACUGACUAGGGGUCUGCAUGGCUAUCAUCCUUGAAUCACAGCUACUGUACAUCUUUACCCACUGUCUGUGUCUUUGUCUCUGUUGCUAGAUACUAGUACACCAUUAGCUUUAAAAUAUAAAUGAAAUCAAAGUCUAGGUUAAUUAAGCCAACAUCCAUUUUAAAAGAGAAACUGGGUAUCUGUAAUAUACAUACAGCAGUUACCCAGGGGUGUAAUGGUAAAGAAUUUCAGGAGUUUUAAAUACAGUAUUAAAAAACAUUUGCUUAAAUCAUUGCAUACUAUGCAUAUUUCUGGUAAAUGUCUUAUUAUUGCCAUGCAUUUUAAAUAAUAUUAUGUUGUCUACUGUACAACACUUUUCUGAUUGCUUUAUAAUGGAUAUCAUUAUUAUAAAACCAAAUAAAUCGUGCUGAUUUUUGACCUUUCA
Molecule: messenger RNA, 3231 nt
Organism: Tachysurus fulvidraco (yellow catfish)
Lineage: Eukaryota; Metazoa; Chordata; Actinopteri; Siluriformes; Bagridae
Gene: ehd2b
Product: EH-domain containing 2b
Exons: 7
Coding region: 369-2018 (549 amino acids)
Biological process (GO): endosomal transport; endocytosis
Cellular component (GO): plasma membrane; cytoplasm
Molecular function (GO): protein binding; GTP binding; calcium ion binding
Source: RefSeq, a predicted model, not a curated record